CACCGGAGUUACCCAUCCUAGAGAGGAAAAACUGGUUGAUUUAUCUGCUGUAUGUUCGCAGAGACUACGACGAGUGUAAGGUCCUUCAUUUAUAUUCGUCUCGGAGGCAGGGGUUGCUGGUACUGAUCACACACUUGACAGAAGUGCCAGAAGAGCACCAGCUUAUUGUUAGCCCACAAAUAUUUCUUUUCCCCACUUGUCUCUUCCACUUCCAAGCAAAAGAGGAGUCUCAGAGCAGAAAUGAUGCUCUUGGUUCAUAGCCACAGUGCUCAUCCUCCCAAAGGCUGUCAUCAAAGAGCAGCUCCAGGAGUCUCAUGGGCUGUGCGAAUACGCAGUCUACGUUCAAGCUUUGAUAUUUCGCUUGGAGGGGAAAAUUCAAGAAUCUCUUGAACUUUUUCAGACAUGUUCCAUUCUGAACCCUCGGAGCGCUGACAACCUCAAGCAGGUGGCACGAUCGCUGUUUCUUUUGGGGAAACACAAGGCAGCCAUUGAAGUGUACAACGAAGCAGCCAAACUCGAUGAAAAGGACUGGGAGAUCAGCCACAACCUGGGUGUGUGCUACAUGUACCUGAAACACUUCAACAAGGCACGAGACCAGCUCAACAAUGCCCUGGAGCUCAACAGACAUGAUCUGACUUACAUGAUGCUGGGGAAAAUUCACCUAUUGGAGGGGGAGACAGAUAAAGCCAUUGAAGUCUAUAAGAAAGCCGUAGAGUUUUCUCCAGAAAACACAGACCUCCUUACAACACUGGGGUUACUUUACUUGCAGCUUGGGGAUUACCAGAAGGCUUUUGAACACCUUGGAAACGCGCUCACUUAUGACCCAGGCAACUACAAGGCUACCUUGGCGGCUGGCAGCAUGAUGCAGGCUCAUGGAGAUUUUGAUGUUGCCCUCUCCAAAUACAGGGUGGUAGCCAGCACUGUGCCUGAAAGCCCCCCGCUGUGGAACAACAUCGGGAUGUGCUUCUUCGGGAAGAAGAAGUAUGUAGCAGCUAUCAGCUGUCUGAAGCGGGCAAACUACUUGGCUCCCUUUGAUUGGAAGAUCUUGUACAAUUUGGGGUUAGUCCACCUCACGAUGCAGCAGUACGCCUCUGCUUUCCACUUCCUCAGUGCUGCCAUCAACUUCCAGCCCAAGAUGGGAGAGCUGUACAUGCUCCUGGCAGUUGCUCUGACAAACCUAGAAGACAUUGAGAAUGCAAAACGUUCCUAUGAGCAAGCCGUGGCGCUGGACAAGUGCAACCCCCUUGUCAACCUGAACUAUGCCGUCCUGCUGUACAACCAGGGCGACAAGAAGGGAGCCCUCUGCCAGUACCAGGAGAUGGAGAAGAAGGUCAAUGCAGCGAAGGAGAGCAGCGCUCCUGACUUUGACCCUGAGAUGGUGGAGGUUGCCCAGAAGAUGGGAGCUGCCCUGCAGGUCGGGGAGAGCCUGGUCUGGACUAAGCCUUCCAAAGAGUCCAAAUCCAAGCAGCGAGCUGCUCCGUCGGGGAAAUCCUCCAGCGCUCAGCAGCCUUUGGGCUCUAACCAGGCCCUGGGUCAAGCCAUGUCCUCAGCUGCGGGGUACGGGAAAACCAUGCAGCUUCCCCCAGGUGCUGGAGCAUCAGCUCCACUGGCAAAGCCGCCCUCGCUGCCUCUGGAGCCAGAACCGGGCUCCGAAAUGAGCCCUGAGGAGACCUCAGCACCAACAGGGGCCGAGGAACAGAGGAAAGAAAAGCGCAAGAGCCGUCAGGCAGCAGACUAGGACGGACUCUGGUCGGGACAGGCAGGUGCAGAUCAUCUCCAGCGCUGCCUGCUGACUUGUGGGGAAAGGGACCUGCCCUCUCCCCUGACCCGCAGUGGCUUCACCCCACUGUCAGUUAGUCUCAAUGCAGGUGUUUUCUGUUAAUGAUUUUAGCAUGUGGUCUCUGCCUUGUCCCAAGGAAUCAUUGCAGCGAUCAGAAGAGGUUUUGCGUAGCUACUGUUAGUGUGGUCACAGCUUACUACAGGAGAGCUGAGGAUGGAGGUCCAUCUCUCCCCAGGGUUGGUAGUCUUCAGUGGUUGGGUGUGAGUCCUCCAGAAGGAUGCUGGGGCAUCCAGUGUGUUCAGAAGAGUAGUAGUGAGUGAGCAUCCUGGAUGCCAAAGAGGGUCAAACCUUCCAGUGGCAGAACGUGGAAGUGGCUGAGGAAGCCACCAAGGUCAGUGGUAACAGCCUGGGAGAGGGGGGAAGGUAGGCACCUCCCCAGGGCAAGCGCAGAGCUUGUGGCCCGGGACUAGCACAGCCUGGAGCCAUGGGCUUGUCACUCCCCAUUUCACAAGGGCGAGGCUUUGUAAAAUGCUUUCUGAAGGCUGAAGGAGGGCAGCCGAGCCAGCUGGGAGCUGCUGCUCCCGGGGAGCUGCGUAGCGAAGGUGAGCUGGUUGGUCUGGAGGCGAUGGCUCCGUGAACACACAGCCCUGGUGGAGGACGGGGCAGGGGGGCAAAAGCAGCCCUGCAGCACUGGCCACUGAGUUGGCUUCUUUAGGGCUGUUUGUUUACCUUCUGAACCCAGGAUCACUUUGUAUUUCUUGAGUCCAGCCUGUUUUUAAGUGGAAGCUUCUACAUAGUAGCUGAGAAGGCUGCGAAGCUGGCCCGCAGCAAGGCAGGUGCUCAGAGGCUGCCCAUUCUGGAUGCAGGCUGAGCUGCAGCAGCAAAAAAGUCUGCCAACGUCCUCAUCGUUUGCUGAGAAACAGGGUAAAUGAGCCUCAGUGACGCUCCGUGCUCACGAGAUCGGAGUUCCUCCUUGAGAAUUUGUAUUGCCCAGCAUGGUGGGGGGAAAAAGUCGUUUGCAGGGAAAAAAAGAACAAGCCUUUUCAGAAAAGAUGAUAUGGUCAGCUUCAGUGCUAAAUUUAAAUUGUUUUAGGAUGACAGCAGUCACGCUCUGAAUAAUUUAGUUGUGCCCUCCUUACAGCUGCAUUUUGGGAGAAAUCAGUUCUGCUAGCUGCAAGGCGGCAAAGCAGCCCGUCAGUGAGCAGAGCAAGGGAUUUAAUGCCCAGGUGAUACUAGAGAAGCUUUGAAAACACUUCCAUCCUUGAACAGCACAAUCUCAGCCUUCCUUUUCCCUGCUACUGCCAGUUUGUUGCCUCUGGGAUAUAUCCCGAGCUUGAUACAGGCGCUCAAAACAACUGCUGUUGGGAACGAAAGGUGGGACCCUCAUACUUGACAUAAAGAACCAGUAACUGAGUUAAAUAUAGCUUUUUCUCAUCCUCCCCUCUGUGUACCGAGAAGGACACAAAGCCAAGACUGCCGGGGAACUUGCCGUCUGAAUGUUCCAAGCAGAAUGUGUAGCACUUCCCCCACACAGCUGAAGCUUCAGGCUCAGUGUAUUUGUCUUUUAGGCUCCCCAGCUUUUUAAAAUUUAUUUCCUGCUUUUAGUUCUGCACUGUUGCAUUGUCUUGCUCCAUAAUUAACAAGUCCAGCAGAGCAAGGUUAGUCGUGGAAAUUUCUCUGGAGCAAGGACAGAAGAGCAGCACGAGGGAGGCUCGGGAUACGUUAACGUCCUUCAGUUGUGCUCUGUGGUUCGCUGCUGUUAUCCACAGUGACAUUAAUGCAUCUUCAGAGCGUAACCAGGACCUGAAGUGCCACCCUGCUCCCUGGAGAACUCUAAAGGAGUAGGAACCCUUCGCUUUCUCCUCUGGUCUGAUUGCCAAAACUGCCUGCUUAUCUCAAACGGGGCUUUUUUCCCCGCUGUCCGCCGCUGCCGGGUUUUCUGUGGGUAGAGCUUCAGGGCAGCACUCCUGUAGGGUCUCCCUUGAGCGAGGAGCUGAAGAAAACAGAGGAUCGUUUGUGGAGCGCUGGCAAAUUUCAACAAAGCAGACAAGAAGCAGUAUAAAUCAGGUACAGUGCAGCCAUUUUAUUCACAUUUAACUUCGUACACUGCAGGUUAGUGCAGCGUGACAGAGUGCCUGUGAAGAAGAGGUCACAAGCACAGAGCAAGGGAAGGCAGGGUGGGGGAACUCUUCACCCCCAAAACUUUAGUUCAAGACAGUCUUUUCCGAUAGCAAUUGAGUGCUGUAAAUCUUUUAGUCUUAUCACAAAGGCGGUCAAGCCAUGGAGGUGCCACUAGAAGGCCCAGUGAGCAGAGGAGGGUGGCUGCAGGUAGAUGAGCACCAGCGUUGGUGCUGCGGGACACUUCGCCCCAUCUGCUCGUGACCCUUUGCUCUGAUUUUACGAGCUGCUUUCCCCUGCCUUCCGCUCAGGGUGAAAAAGAAAAGUGAACUUAGACUGUGGCACUAUCUUUGGCUCUGUCCAGUCGAUGGGAACAGUCCUCGUCCCACCACCCUCCUCAGCUUACAGCCCACCAGAGACAAGGAACAACCAAAGAUCUCUCUCCUCUCACCCAGUCCCACCAGUGCAACCUGUGAACCCUGGCUCUUGGAUGCUUUUCUAGGGGACAUGUUACACGUUGGUACAUAGGGUGUACUACACUGGGAGGUUCUGUAAAGGUAUUUAAAAUAAAUACACAUUCGGGUGAAAAGCUUAUGCUGCUGAUGAACCAGUUCUCCUUCUGUGAAGAGAAGCAGUAGCACCUUGUUACUUCCUGGAUUUGAACAGAGCAGAAGGGAGCUUCGUGUCUAAGAAGCAUUUUUGAACAUGUAAUUACAGUUGGAUAAUAAAUAGAACU
Messenger RNA from Chroicocephalus ridibundus (black-headed gull), 4634 nucleotides. RefSeq names its product Bardet-Biedl syndrome 4 (gene BBS4). Gene Ontology annotation, cellular component: ciliary basal body. The record is from RefSeq and is a predicted model, not a curated record. Gene Ontology annotation, molecular function: protein binding. The coding region runs from base 563 to 1738 and encodes 391 amino acids. The transcript is spliced from 15 exons. Gene Ontology annotation, biological process: cilium assembly; protein localization to cilium. NCBI's taxonomy places the organism in Eukaryota, Metazoa, Chordata, Aves, Charadriiformes, Laridae.